AUCUUUCCUUCCUUCAAUUCCUCCUUUUUAUUCAUCUUUAUUCACACCUCUCUCAACUCUCACUUCUUCUUCACAAAUAUUCCACUUUAAAGUUCCAUCCAUCUUCUCUUCUCCUCCCCAACCGUUGGCCAACCCCCACCCUCCUCCUCCAUAUAUACACCCCCAAAACAACAACAACAACAACAACAACAAUAUCGAAGCCUUAAUUUGGUCGUAAAUUUCAAAAAUGGGGAAGUAUUUUCCUCCAAUUUCAGAAUGCAAAAAGUCUUACAACAGUGUAGCAGCAGAUUUAGAUGGAACCCUCUUAAUCUCCUCUUCAUCAUUUCCUUACUUCAUGUUAAUAGCCGUUGAGGCAGGGAGUCUAUUUAGAGGAUUAAUCCUUCUAUUAUCCCUUCCUUUUAUCAUUAUUUCCUACUUGUUUAUAUCCGAAUCACUCGCUAUCAAAACCAUGAUCUUCAUCUCCUUUGCCGGCCUUAAAGUUCGCGAUAUCGAGCUCGCUGCACGCGCCGUGCUCCCUAGAUUCUACGCCGCCGACGUGCGUAAGGAGAGUUGGGAGGUGUUUGAUAAGUGUCAAGGGAGGAAGGUGGUGGUGACGGCCAACCCCACCAUCAUGGUGGAGACUUUUGUGAAGGAGUAUUUGGGUGGUGAUAAGGUGUUGGGGACGGAGAUUGAGGUUAAUCCUAAGACUAAGAAGGCUACUGGGUUUGUUAAAGGGAGAGGGGUUUUGGUUUGGGAGAAGAAAAAAGAGGUUGUUUUGGAGGAAUUUGGGACUGAUUUGCCUGAUCUUGGACUUGGUGAUCGUACUUCUGAUCAUCAGUUUAUGUCUCUUUGUAAGGAAGGGUACAUGGUGCACAAAGACAAAUCAGCAAAGGCAUUACCACAAGAGCGAUUAAAAUCACGGAUCAUCUUCCAUGAUGGACGGCUAGUACAACGUCCGGACCCACUAAACGCAUUGAUGACAUACAUAUGGCUGCCAUUUGGCUUCAUCCUAUCCAUCUGUAGAGUUUACUUCAAUCUCCCACUACCGGAGCGCAUCGUAAGAUAUACAUACGCCCUCAUGGGAAUAAAACUCGUGAUACGUGGAAACCCGCCACCUCCCCCUUCACCUGGGACUCCUGGAAACUUGUACGUGUGUAAUCACCGAACUGCCCUUGACCCAAUUGAGAUUGCAAUUGCACUUAAAAGGAAGCCUUAUUGUGUCACUUAUAGUGUGUCCAAACUCUCUCGUUUUAUCUCUCCAAUCCCAGCCAUUGCUUUGACUAGAGAUCGUGUGGCUGAUGCUAAUAUGAUCAAGGCUUUGCUUGAGAAGGGUGAUUUGGUUAUUUGCCCCGAGGGGACUACGUGUCGUGAGCCUUACUUGCUUCGCUUUAGUGCUCUCUUUGCUGAAUUGAGUGACAGAAUUGUACCAGUGGCAAUAAACUGCAGGCAAAACAUGUUCUAUGGGACAACAGUAAGAGGAGUUAAAUUUUGGGACCCGUAUUUCUUCUUCAUGAACCCAAGACCAACGUACGAAAUGACCUUCCUAGACAAGCUGCCACCGGAGAUGACGUGUCAGGGAGGGGGAAAGACACCAUUCGAGGUGGCGAACCACGUGCAGAAGAUGUUGGCAGGGGUGUUAGGGUUCGAGUGCACUCAGUUCACUAGGAAGGAUAAGUACAUGCUACUUGGUGGCAAUGAUGGCAAGGUCGAGUCUAUUCAUGCUGCUAAGAAAUCUACUUAGAUUUUAGUUUAUGUAUUAGUCAUGCUUUUUGGGUUCACUGUUGAAAUUUGGAAAUUGGAAUUACAGUUUGAUGAUAUUGUUAGAUGUCGUCUAUAAAAUAUUGUGGACAAAUUGAUUUUAGAAAAAGUUGUUGAAUGAAAAUUUGAAUUAAUUGUUCUAAAUUAAA
Messenger RNA from Spinacia oleracea (spinach), 1886 nucleotides. RefSeq names its product glycerol-3-phosphate 2-O-acyltransferase 4. Gene Ontology annotation, biological process: cutin biosynthetic process. Gene Ontology annotation, molecular function: phosphatase activity; glycerol-3-phosphate 2-O-acyltransferase activity. Bases 227 to 1720 code for a protein of 497 amino acids. NCBI's taxonomy places the organism in Eukaryota, Viridiplantae, Streptophyta, Magnoliopsida, Caryophyllales, Amaranthaceae. The record is from RefSeq and is a predicted model, not a curated record. Gene Ontology annotation, cellular component: membrane. The transcript is spliced from 3 exons.